GGUAUUCUUUGAUACCUGGUCCUCUGUCUGUGACUUUUUUCUCGAGAGGUUCUUUUAUGGUUUCCUAGUUUCUGCGCAUCAUGAUACGAUGUCUGGUUUGAAAGCGUCGGCGUCUAGUGGCUGUCAUUUAUGUGCUCUUUUUUUGAGUAUACUACAAAUUACGCAUUUUGGUGCUCAUGAGAGUGGUGAUCACUUACUGCUUGAUGAACUGAAGCCUUACCGCAUAGAACUUUGGAAUGAGGGCCGAAACCGCGGCGAGACAAGAGAUCUUUGGCGUAUAUCGCUCGAAUUCUGGAGUAUUAAGGAUAAUAUUCGAAGUACAAAGACGGCUGAUGCAAAAAUGAUACUAGACGAUGUUUCGGAUUCUGAACAUUGGAAAUGCCAGUCUUAUAUUGAUAGAAAUCUUGGCCAGAAAAACUUGGAGAGCUUUCAAUUAGGUUAUGCUGAAAAGUCUACGGGCCUUGUGCAGGCAUGGCUUCACGACUGCGACUUAAAUCAUAGUGCUUGUAGACAACAAAAAGAAGCUUUUGUUCUACCUACACGACUAGUCAAAAUUGAUUGUCAAGAAAUACGUCUAUGUAUAUCUGCCAAUGAGAACUGCUCAGAAUAUGCGACUCUAAGCCACUGCUGGGGAAAGGCGGAAGUGCUGCGACUCCAAAAGGAUAACUACCAAGCCUUUUUGAGAAAGAUUCCUUAUGAUAAGCUGUGCAAGACGUUCCGCGAUGCAAUAGAUAUUGCAAGAGUCUUGGGCUUCUCAUGGCUAUGGAUUGAUUCAUUGUGUAUAAUACAGGGUGAUUCUGAGGAUUGGAGUAAAGAAGCUUCUCGGAUGGCUACCGUUUACGGAUUAUCAAGUUUGAAUAUUGCAGCCACAGCUGCCCCAGAUGGUACCAUCGGUUGCUUAUUUGAACGAAACUUGAGAUACACGGAAGCGGUUGAGGUUGCAGUGAAGACGAACCAUCAAAAACAGGUCUACAAAAUUGCGCAUUGCGAUUUAUAUCGCCAAAAUGUUGCUGACGCUGCAUUGACAAGACGCGCUUGGGCUGUUCAAGAGCGAAUAUUAGCCCCACGGACCUUACAUUUUACUAAAUCCCAACUCUUUUGGGAAUGUAGAACAAAUCGGGCUUGUGAAACCUUUGUUGACACAUUACCGGAAGCUGUAUGCCAUGACUCGUUAUAUCUACCUAAACAAGAGCUCCAGUCCUGGAGCAAGAUUAUCGAGAUAUACACCCGGUGUUCGUUGACAAAUGAGAGUGAUCGUUUAAUUGCAAUAGGUGGUGUGGCACGACAACACCAAAUGAAAAAUGGUGACAAGUAUUUUGCAGGACUGUGGCAAUCUCGAAUUAAAGAGCAGAUGUGCUGGUAUACCUACAGUAAGCAAUGGCGACAUCCAGGAGAAAACACUUGGCGAGCCCCUUCCUGGUCAUGGGCUGCAGUAAACCAAGAAGUCUCUUUUCCUACAAAGAUGAUUCAUGAAGCAUAUAUCGACGUCACCAAAGUCGACAUAGCUCUUGAAAAUGUCGAAGAUCCAUUUGGAGGUGUUAAGAGCGGAGUUCUGACCAUCCGCUCAAAAUCUAUGAUAAUUCAUGAGAUGGGGUCGCCGCUUAACGAGCAUAGUGACAUAUCAGUUGAUAGACUCUUAUUUAUUGAACCUCGCUUUAUCGUUUGGGAUCGUAGUUGGGAGAGCUAUCGUAAUACAAUUUUAAUAUUAGUUAUUGGGGUCUCCGAGCACUCCAAUUUUAAAGAAAUUAAGGGGCUCUUGCUAAAACAUACCCUUCAAGAAAAUGGGCAAUAUGAGCGUCUAGGUUAUUUCAGCAUCCCCAAUGGUGUACGUGAAUACCGGCUGGUUGGUACAGUCACGUGUCUAGACCAAGAUUAUCAAUUUAAUGAACUGGAUUCGUUAGGAUAUCUCGUCGAUCUCCCUUCUGAAAAGGACUACAUUUCAACUGAUGUGGAUGAAGAUGGAAUUACGUGGUAUACAAUUUCUAUUGUAUGAAGACACAAUGGCAUUACGAUAGGCUGCGCUGCACGUAUGUGGUCUACUCUUGAAGGGUUUUGGGGUAUAUUCCGGGUUUGUUUUUCAACUUGAUCUUCACAUUUCUUGUUGCGUUUGUGUUUUUGUUUUUGUUAUGCUCUUGACAUUUCCACUGCAAGUUUGUUGUUCAGAAAGCUUUGUAUUUCAUAUGUCAGCUUUUAUGACUCGAUGAAGGGGGGAGGGGGGAGGUAGUUAUUCAACACCAAUACAAUGAAAGUGUUGCAGCACACAAACAAGUCUUCCAUGCUACCGGUUUCAAAACUCAAAAUCGAUAAUGGUAGAUGUCAAAAAGAACGAUGAACAUGGAAUUCGAAAGCUAUAGUCUAAUUCUGCUUAAACAUUGUGCUUGAGAACUACAUAGAUCAGGGUAUUCAAUAGUCCAGAUUGCAGUCCAACAAUAUAAGGUUUUGAAUAAUCA
This is a messenger RNA of Botrytis cinerea B05.10, 2450 nucleotides long. RefSeq lists its product as hypothetical. NCBI's taxonomy places the organism in Eukaryota, Fungi, Ascomycota, Leotiomycetes, Helotiales, Sclerotiniaceae. Bases 89 to 1993 code for a protein of 634 amino acids. The record is from RefSeq and is a predicted model, not a curated record. The transcript has a single exon.